Anarrhichthys ocellatus (wolf-eel) is the source of this 2872-nucleotide messenger RNA. RefSeq names its product protocadherin Fat 3-like. Gene Ontology annotation, biological process: homophilic cell-cell adhesion. The coding region runs from base 1506 to 2606 and encodes 366 amino acids. Gene Ontology annotation, cellular component: plasma membrane. Lineage: Eukaryota; Metazoa; Chordata; Actinopteri; Perciformes; Anarhichadidae. The transcript is spliced from 3 exons. The record is from RefSeq and is a predicted model, not a curated record. Gene Ontology annotation, molecular function: calcium ion binding.
AUGUCUGUGUGUUAAUACUACUAUGUGCAUGGGUGUGUUUUUUCCUUCUUCUAUUUUCUCCCCCUCUCUCUGCUAAGCAGGUCAGAGUUGUUUACUACUGACAUUUAUUUCUUCAUAUGUCUCAGGCAGCAGAAUAGUUUUCUUGCUGCCUUGGCAUUUCUCCUCAGCAUGCUUCAUUAGCUUUUUAUUAUAAAGCAAUAUGGAGAAAUAUCCUGCAGCGGGUUUAGAGCAGACUGAGAGUGUGUGAACUUAAACAUUGUCAAUCAGAUCCAGAGUCAUCUCAGAUCAGUUUGGGAGGAGCACAAACCUAUCAAGAAGCCUUUUAUCUUCAUCUCAGUGCUGUUUUCUUGAUACGUAUCCAAGUGAUGGUAGACAGACGACUUGAUUAAGCGUCGGAGAUUAAAUAUGAUCACUGGAACAUUGGCAAUCUGUCUGCUGUAUAUAAAUGCAACAACAGUCGUCGUUUUGGGAACAAACUGUGAACACAACAUUGACAUGUGUCGUCUUUUAAUAUAUAAUGAUAUAGCUCAUAUAUGUCCUUGUUUUUUUCCAUCAUUUCUAUCCAAUGCAACACCGUACUCUCCAAGUUAUAUUUGCUAAGAUUUGGUAAAAUAGCAACAUCAUAAAACAAGUCUUUCUGCAGUCAGAAGAUCAGACUGGUUAGAAACAAUCUCCAGGUUAGACAAACCACCAACGGUAAACAUCAUCACAGUGUACACACUUCCACCUAGGAUAUGUACACACCGAUUCCCUGUGCAAUGAGGGAUUAUUAGUUACAUUGCAGGUGUGUCACUUUCAGUUUGACCUCCAGAAGAACUGGUUCAGCUUAUAUGGAUAAAUAGACAGUGUCACCAGAUCUCAGAGCUAUUGGCUUAUAGCCUAGAGUGUAUUUCAAAUGAUAAAGAUAACAAUAAGGCUGAGCUCUAAUGAACUGGAAUCGUCUCGUAAAAGGAACUUUGACCAUUUGUAAAUUCCAGUGCGGACAGAACGUGAAAGGGAGCCUGGGCUUCUGGCUACAGCAGGCCCGUGGUUGAGUUACAGAAAGACAUCAGCCCAUUUAUUCACAAGAUGAAUCUAAAAGGAAGACUGUAUGGCAAUGUCAUGAGCACAUUAAUAGCGUUAGAUUUUCCUGUCCUUUACUGCCACCCUCAGGACAAAGUGUGCAUUUUCACCACAAGGGAAGUCUAUAAGAAUAGUAAAAUCAUCAUCCUGUUGUUGUUCAGCAUUUUUUAUGUGAUCCUCUACAGCCUCAUUUUCCACACACACGAGGAUAUACUGUGUGGUUGAUAUCGGUGCGUCCAACCCCAGUUCAGAACUCUGUAUUUUCUGGCUCAACUAACUGCCAUGAUAACUGAAAUCCAGGCUUUCAAAUUUGCCUUCAGAAGCCCAUGGGGGACAUCCUUUAUAUUUUGUGUUACUCUUCUAUAUAUCUUCCAUUGUGUCUGUCCUUCUAGGUUCCCAGCUACUCGUUGGCCAUCAGAGCUCUGGACAGUGGAAUCCCACCCAUGUCCUCCACUGUGAUGGUCAACAUAGACAUCUCUGACAUCAAUGACAACCCGCCCACGUUCUCCCCGGCCAACCUCACUACUGUCAUACAGGAAAACAAGCCCAUCGGCACCAGCAUCCUGCAGUUGUCUGUCAACGAUCAGGACUCCUCACACAAUGGCGAGCCCUUUGACUUCCGCAUCGUGUCAGGAAAUAAAGGCGGAGAGUUUGUGCUGGAGAAAGAUGGAACGCUGGUGGCCAAUCAAGUGUUCAGGAGGGACCUGGCAACUGAAUAUGCUAUUAUGAUCCAGGUCACAGACUCGGGGAAGCCUCGUCUGUCCUCCUCCUCCAUGCUAACAGUCAGGGUGAUUGAGGAGAGCCUUCACCGGCCCGUGACCUUUCCACUGGAGGUUCAUAUCGUCACUAUGGAGGACGAGUUUCCAGGUGGUGUGAUUGGCCAGCUGCAUGCCACCGACGCUGACCCCUAUGACGUGCUGACGUUUGGCCACGCCCCCCCAGCCCAGCGUAGUCUCUUUAAGAUCAGUCCUCGUGAUGGUAAAAUCAUCGCCCUGGGCGGGUUGGACGCAGGCAGGUACUCCCUCAACGCCAGCGUUAGUGAUGGACGCUUCGCCGUACCCGUGCCUGUGAGCGUGCACGUGGAGCAGGCGACACCGGAGAUGCUGCGUGAGGCGGUUACUGUGCGCUUUGAGAGCGUGGCACCACAAGACUUUGUGGGGCUGCACCUGAAGAGCGUGUCGAAGGUUCUGCGGCAGGCCGCUGCAUCACAGCAGCGGGACACGCUGCACCUGCUCAGUCUGCAGCCAGUCGGCGGAACGCAACAACUGGACAUGCUCAUUGCUGUGGAAACAGCAGCGGGCGGGUACUACAAGGCGGCUUACCUCACCCAGAAACUGAGCGCAUCACGCCGGCAGCUAGAGGAGGUCCUCAGAGUGUCGGCUAUCCUAGAUAAGAACUGCUCUGGACUGGAGUGUCGCGGGGCGCAGUGUGAACAGAGCAUCAUCCUGGACUCGCACAGCCUGGCUACCUACAGUACACCACGGGUCAGCUUUGUUUCACCACGCUUCCACCGGACCUCGCGCUGCACGUGCAACGGUGAGUGAUAGUAUUUUUUAUUUAGUGUGUUCCACAUCCACAUUAAUAUGUUUCCGUUUAAACCCGGGGUUUUCAGACGAAAACGAAAUGAUUUCCGUCCAUAUUAACAGGCCUAAAAAUCAGUAGAUUACAGAAAGUAUUACUAUACUCUUUAAUACUAAAAGGUCGUGCUUGAUACAUAAGAUUGUCCUCUAUAAUCUUUGGGGCCGACCGUGGCUCACUGGGUUAAGAGGGUUGUUUCAGUGGCGGGCCGUGCAUUUUAUACCUAGGCCUU